CCUCGUCGCCGCGUCGGAGGAUCAAUUUGACGCCAUCGCUGCGCACACUGAGCCUCGCUGGCCCAACGCGCCGUCGCCGCUCCCCGCACAACCUCCAGCGGCGGCCUCACUCUUCGUGAAUGUGUGUUUGACGAGACGGUGAGGGACGGACGGCAGGCCCGGUGUGAGGGUCGAUCCGCCAGGUGAGGGAAGAGCAUGGUGGACGGACGCACUCGCUGAAGUGACGUCGCAGGAGCAGCGGGAAAUGAGGCGCCUGGGCAGAGAGAUGAGCAGCUUGAUGGCAUCCUUCCUAUAGCUGGGUGAUCAGUACACAUGAUACUGCAACGCUUUGUACAGUUCUCGCACGAUGUCCCAUCUCCUGCACUCAAGACUCUGACCAAUGAAGAGCCGGUCUCCCUGAGGGUUUGGGGGCUGGGAGCGUACGUGCCAGCCCUGAGGUCAGGAGGAUCUCUGCUCGCUGUGGGGUGACGGGCCAGCCCACCCCAUACCCCGCACUCCAGGUUGAUUUGUCCAAUGAGUGAGCAGAGGAAGUUGCCUCAGUGGGGCUGCGGUCAGUGUGUGAGCUGCGAGUGAGUUGGCAGACGGAGAGCUGUCCCCAGCACCAUGGACAUGUGCCUGCACCGCACCCUCCUCACCCUGGCCAUGAUGGUGACCUCCGUCCCUGCCGACCCUCCUACCGAGCCUCGCCCACGGCUUUGCCACGCAGCCGGUGACCCUCGGCGCCGGCUGGGCCGUUUCUCCGGGGAGAGCAGUGCCAACUACAGCUGCCUGCUGCUGAGCAGCGACGGGCAGCGGCUCUAUGUGGGUGGCAGGGACCAGAUCCUCUCCCUCCACACGCUGACCUUCAGCAGUACAACGGCUGUGGACCAGAUCCGCUGGCGGGCGACGGAUGCAAAGAUCCAGGAGUGUUGGUCCAAGGGCAAGAGCAAGCAGAGGGACUGUUUUAACUUCAUUGUGGCGGUGUUGCCGGUGAACGAGAGCUGCCUGUACGCCUGUGGGACCUACGCCUACAGCCCGACCUGCACCUACAUCGACACCCGGACCUUCUCGCUGCGGACAGCUGUGGACAAGCAGCCGCUGACCGAGGACUGCAAGGGCCGCGUGCCCUUUGACCCCGCGCUCAGGUUCACCGCCGCCAUGGUUGAGGGAGCGUUAUACUCGGGAACCAGCGGCAACUUCCUCGGUACGCAGCACGUCAUCUCCCGCAGCCUCGGGCACCAGGUUCCCCUGAAGACAGAGGCUUCCUUGAGCUGGCUGCAAGGUAGGAACGUCAUGCUCUGCAGCGGCACCAAUGUGGACAGAGCCCUGAGCACCUCAGGUCAGGGAACCCCUCUCCGGCAGAGGAAGGCAGUUAGCAGCUGCUUCCUGUGCACUGUGGAUAUUUUGGGGUUGUCUGAAGAGUUUGCCAAGUCUGUUAAUGAACGUUACUGA
Amblyraja radiata (thorny skate) is the source of this 1431-nucleotide messenger RNA. Its product is annotated as semaphorin-4B-like. Gene Ontology annotation, molecular function: chemorepellent activity; semaphorin receptor binding. The record is from RefSeq and is a predicted model, not a curated record. Gene Ontology annotation, cellular component: plasma membrane. Lineage: Eukaryota; Metazoa; Chordata; Chondrichthyes; Rajiformes; Rajidae. The transcript has 11 exons. Gene Ontology annotation, biological process: neural crest cell migration; negative chemotaxis; semaphorin-plexin signaling pathway. Bases 604 to 1431 code for a protein of 275 amino acids.